AUGAUCCGCAGCCUCACGCCUCUUCUCCGCCCGGCGGUCCGUACCAGCAUCGCAUCGACCUCAGCGUCGGCCUCGAGGUCGACACUGCCGGUCCGAGCAUACCAAACUCGCGCAGCGCCCUUGGCAGCUGUAGCGAGGCCGAACGUAGCCAGUCGAGCCUCGCCAUCCCUUCAGCCUGCCCUUUCGAAGCGCUCCUUGGCAACACAGACCACUACGCCCCACUUUGUGAUUCCAGUGAUCGACUUUUCCGCCUUUGUUCGACCCGACGCCACCGACGCAGACCGAGCGAGGACAUCACACGAGCUCACCCUAGCCUUCAAAUCAUCGGGGUUCGCCUACCUCAGCAACCAUGGCAUCUCUGCCCAGCAGAUCGACUCGACCUUCGCUAAAUCAGCUGAGUUCUUCGAGUUGCCGAUCAACAAGAAGGAUGAGCUGGCAUGGAAGGAUCCCCGUGCCAACCGAGGCUACGUCGCUGAGGGACGAGAGCGCGUUACAAACGCCACUUCAGCAGAAGAGAUUGCGGCACUUCGUGAACAGACACCCGACUACAAGGAGUCGCUCGAGAUCGGCAACGAUCACGACCCAGUGUGGAAGAACGAGUGGCCAGCAGAAGGCGAUGUGCCGCACUUCAAGGAGACGAUGCGCGCCUUCCAGACGGCUGCUCACGAGCUCCACAUGAAGGUCAUGUCGUCCAUCGCCAUUGGUCUCGGACUGAAUGCUCAAUUCUUUGCCGACAAGUGCAACGAGGAGUGGCACACGCUGCGUCUGCUCCACUACCCCAGUGUCAAGACGGACAAGCUCAAGGUGGAAGGCUCGGCGAGGGCGGGCGAGCACAGCGACUACGGCUCCAUCACGUUGCUGUUCCAGGACAGCGUGGGUGGGUUGGAGGCCAAGAAUCCGCACACGGGUGUCUACCACUCCGCGGACCCAAUCCCAGGGACCAUCGUCGUCAAUGUCGGCGACCUCUUGGCUCGAUGGUCCAACGAUCAGCUGCGCUCGACAUUGCACCGCGUCAAGGCUCCUCAGGCUGUGGAUGCCAAAGCGGAAUACACACCAACACGAUACUCGAUCGCCUUCUUUUGCAACCCUAACGAGAAUCAGCUCAUCGAAGCGCUGCCCAGCUUCGACUCUACGGAUGGCCCCAAGUACGAGCGCAUCUUGACCAAAGACUACCUCGCCAAGCGUCUGAGCGAGACCUAUGUAUGA
Messenger RNA from Kalmanozyma brasiliensis GHG001, 1206 nucleotides. Its product is annotated as Oxoglutarate/iron-dependent dioxygenase. Lineage: Eukaryota; Fungi; Basidiomycota; Ustilaginomycetes; Ustilaginales. The coding region runs from base 1 to 1206 and encodes 401 amino acids. The record is from RefSeq and is a predicted model, not a curated record. Gene Ontology annotation, molecular function: dioxygenase activity. The transcript has 2 exons.